GCCGCCGGCCGAGUGGCAUGUCGCUGAGGGUGCCGCACUGGUGGAGGCAGGCAGCAGGCAGUUUGACGCUGGAGCUGGGGCCGGGCGGGGUGGUUUGAGUUGUCGCCGACCCGUGUGUAUUUUCCGCGGUGCAUUUUGGUGAGGUUUUGUCGCCGGCGGCGUGCGUGUGUUUCGAUACGAAUGCGAUCUUCUUGGUGGUUCGUUUCGACGGUCGGUCCUGCCGGAGAGGAAGAAGAGGGGUCACCCCGCUGAAGAGGAAGAGUUGUCGUCGUGCUGCAGAAGGACAAGAAAAGAGUCGCCGUUGCUGGAGAAGGAUAGGAGUCGCCCGCCCUGCCUCCCCUUGGCGUCCGGUCCCCUCUUUUUGCCGGUCUUCCCUUGUCCGGCGGCCGAGCGAAGGGACAGAGAUUGAUUCAAGAGCCAAUCGCACAUUCAGUCCCCCCGCGGGGCGCUGCCCUGCGCCACGCCGCCGAGGUCGAGGCCCGGGGGCCCCCGCCGCCGCCGCCCGCUCGCCACCCAGACCGAGGGAGGACUCCUCCCGGAGGAGGGCCCCAAGGACCCGAACCCGAACCCAAACUCCUGCGGUUCGCGCGAUCCUCCUCGAGGCCCGCCGCCAGCACCACGGACCCGACCGCGACCGCGAGAUCGGCAUCCUGAUCGCAGCGCCUACCCAGAGGGCCGAUAGGACCAUGAGGGCGACGCUCGUGCUCGCGAGCCUGCUGGUGCUCCUGCCCGUCAUGGGCAGUGCGUGCUUCCGCACGCUGCACAGGGCGCCCUACGAGACGUACUGGUUGGGCACUUACUAUGAAAGCCGUUUCCUAAGCGUGACUUGUUUCGUCCUGAGAGGAUUCCGAUGGACCCUGAAGUUCAUCAAAACGACGUAUGAAGGCUGGCAUGUAGAGAUGGAGUAUGCCAAGUGUAUAUCAGACACCUAUGGCAUGAACAUCCCUUUCUUCUCACCUCCGUGGGGCAAAAAUGCGAGGAUGAUGACCGACUACUCUGCUGCACGGAGUGAAGCCGUGGACUGGCUAUCUGAAGUACCGCCACCAAGACAGCACUUCCCAGACAUACCGCAACUAACUAAAAAUGAUGUGGAACAACUUAUUACUUCAUUGCAGCCAUGGUUUCCAACGAAUGACAAGAUCCCAGACAUUCAUUCAAGCUCCAUUGCACUUAAAGACGACGGGUCAACACAGGAAAUUGUAAGGAUAGCAAACUCCCUUUAUCAAAUAUUUCUCUCUGUUCUGAAGGAGAUAGAAAGCCUAUUUUCAAGAACAUUAGGUGUCGGACUCUUCUCCUGCACCAGGAAGUAUGUAAGAAGUGCAUUCUGGAGAUGGGUUGACUCAGCUCCAUUUUAGAGGUGAUAAGAAUGUCUUAUAAAAACUGGAUAUGAUCUUCUUGUUGUACUAGUCAUGCAUGAUAGUUGAAUGAUGUAAGAAUAUACAAAACGUGAGGUGUAUAUAUGUGAUACAGGGCAGUAGCUUUUAGCCUAAAACAACUUUCAUUUUUUAUAAAUAGACUUCAAUUUAAUAAUAGAGUUGAAAUAAACUUUGAUAUUUCUUGGAUAA
Molecule: messenger RNA, 1565 nt
Organism: Frankliniella occidentalis (western flower thrips)
Lineage: Eukaryota; Metazoa; Arthropoda; Insecta; Thysanoptera; Thripidae
Exons: 2
Coding region: 687-1355 (222 amino acids)
Source: RefSeq, a predicted model, not a curated record